UUAAAAUGCGAUUAAAAAUGUUUAAAAUCAUCAAGGAAUAUCCUCACAGAUUUUCCAUUAGAACAUUUUUUUCGUCUCAAAUUUGUUGUGACAGUAGUAAAAUACGAAAUAUUGGUAUAAUGGCGCAUAUUGAUGCUGGGAAGACGACAACUACUGAGAGAAUGCUUUUCUACAGCGGAUUCAUAUCAAGGGUUGGAGAGGUUCACACUGGAGAUACUGUUAUGGAUUAUAUGGAUCAAGAGAGGGAUCGAGGGAUCACUAUUACAUCUGCUGCUAUUACUCUUCCUUGGCAUAAUCAUCAGAUUAAUCUAAUAGAUACACCAGGACAUGUUGAUUUCACCAUGGAGGUGGAAAGGUAUAAAAAUUUACUGAAAGACGGAGGUAUUCUAAUUCUUGAUGGAUCAGCUGGUGUUCAAGCUCAGACAUUGACAGUCUGGAGGCAGGCGAACAGGAACAAUAUCUCUAGAAUUGCAUAUAUUAAUAAACUCGAUAAACCAGGAGGAGACGUCACAAGAACCCUGAACUCAAUUAAAAAAAGGUUAAAUGUUAAACCACUGCUGACCCAGAUGCCUCUGGGACGGGGUAAAGAUCUGUUGGGUAUAAUAGACCUGGUGGAUAUGACGGGGUUUAUCUGGAACAAGAACUCCGACCAGGGCAAAAUCUUUACCAAGAUGGAUUCCAACGAACUGAAGAACACCAUGUUUAAUUCUUGGAAGGAGGCUCUACAGUUAAGAGAACAGCUGAUUGAAGAGUCUUGUGAUUUUGAUAAUCAGCUUGCUGAAGAAGUUAUUAUGGCAGAAAGAUAUGAUUUGGUGGACGCUCUGAAUUUACGCCAAGGAUUACGUCGCAUAGCGCUCAACCCCUCGUCAGGAGCUCUGGUCACAUGUCUGGGAAGCUCUUAUAAGAAUAUCGGAGUACAACCUUUGAUGAACGCUGUUAUUCAAUACUUACCCUCUCCAUUGGACGUUAGCUACCCAUUUCUAAGGUUCUACGGGUCCAACUUCUGUGGUCUUGUUUUCAAGAUUGUUCAUCAUCCACAGAAAGGAGUUCUUAGUUUUGUUCGAGUUUAUUCAGGAACCUUGUCCUCUAACUCUGCCAUCUUCAAUAUAAAUAAACAGCAAACAGAGAAAUUUUCAAAGCUUAUGAUUGCUUUUGCAGACGACUUUAGGGAUGUGAAUGAGAUCUCUGCUGGUAAUAUUGCUGUAGUAUCCGGACUCAAACUGAGUAGAACAGGAGACACUAUUGUCAGUUCUCAAUCUGUAGCUAAAGCAGCGAUAAAGGCGGCUAGUGUUGACAAUGAUAAGUCUCCUGUGAAUGAUGAUGAUGAAGCUGAUGAUGAGAUAAAUGAAGCGAUCCUUACAACACCCUUCAUCCCAGAACCAGUUUUCUUCUGUAGUAUUGAACCUCCAAGUAUUGCUGCUCAAAAACAGUUUGAUAUUGCUUUGGAGUGUUUAUCCCGGGAGGAUCCUAGUCUGCGUAUCCGACAGGACCCGGAGACAGGACAAUGUGUCCUGGGAGGUAUGGGAGAACUUCAUCUUGAGAUUAUUGCUGACAGGAUCAGAACUGAGUGGAAGGUGGAUGUUGAACUCGGAAAACUUCAGGUUGCAUACCGAGAGAUCCCGUGUUCAGAGAGCAAACUUUCUGAGAAGUUUGAAAGAAGAAUUUCUGAUAAAAUUCAUUCUCUCCAGCUUUCACUAAUGAUUCAUCCUGUAAAAGGGAAAGGACCUAGUGAGGUUCACUGGACAACAGACCAUGAAGCUGUUUUAAACUUUCAGAAGAUAAAACCACCGUUGAAGAAAGCAAUUGAAAAGGGAAUUCUCUCAGGACUUGAGACUGGGCCUCUGUUAGGUUAUCCUGUAAUGGACGCUAUUAUAUUAAUUAAUGAUGCUCAGAUUGGAAGAGGGACGUCUAUUCCUAUGAUAAGUGGCGGAGCAACCUUUAUAACUAAAUCCCUUCUAAGGAAUACAGACGUUAGACUGGCGGAACCAAUGAUGGAUCUUGAGAUCAUUUGUGAAGACGAUGUUGUAGAAACAGUUCAACAGGAUGUUACAAGACGACGGGGGGAAAUAGAUUACAGUACUGCACGGCAAACUAGUGAAGGGGAGGGAAUAUCUUUACUCAAGGGCUCUGCUCCUCUGGCAGAACUUAGGGGAUACUCUUCACACCUUCGAAUUAUAUCUUCAGGGAAAGCAAAUCUAUCUAUGGAAGUCUCGCACUAUCAGUUGAUGUCGGAACAUGAUCAGACCGCGGCCAUAGAGGAAGUAACAGGAUUCGCUCAGUAGUUAAAUAUUCCUAAAUUUCUAGAUUU
Messenger RNA from Eurytemora carolleeae, 2308 nucleotides. It is a transcript of the gene mRRF2, whose product is annotated as ribosome-releasing factor 2, mitochondrial. NCBI's taxonomy places the organism in Eukaryota, Metazoa, Arthropoda, Copepoda, Calanoida, Temoridae. Gene Ontology annotation, molecular function: GTPase activity; GTP binding. The record is from RefSeq and is a predicted model, not a curated record. Bases 6 to 2282 code for a protein of 758 amino acids. Gene Ontology annotation, biological process: mitochondrial translation; ribosome disassembly. The transcript has 16 exons. Gene Ontology annotation, cellular component: mitochondrion.